AUGGGAAAGAUUUUCUUUUAUGAGGACAAGAACUUCCAAGGUCGCUGCUAUGAGUGCAGCACAGACUGUUCUGACAUGUCCUCCUAUUUCAACCGCUGCAACUCCAUCCGGGUGGAUAGUGGAAACUGGAUCCUCUAUGAACAUGCCAACUACAGGGGAUACCAGUAUUUUCUUUGGAAAGGAGAAUAUCCUGACUUUCAGCAAUGGAUGGGAUUUAAUGACUCCAUCAGGUCAUGUCGCUUGACUCCUCUGCAUCGUGGUCCAUUUAGAAUGCAAAUCUAUGAACGGGGAGAUUUUCAGGGCAAAAUGAUGGAGUUUUCUGAAGACUGCCCUCAUGUCUAUGAUCGAUUCCGUUUUCAUGAAAUCCACUCUUGCAAUGUGCAUGAUGGGUACUGGAUGUUUUAUGAAGAGCCCAAUUACAGGGGACGCCAAUAUUACCUGAGACCUGGAGAGUAUAGAAGAUACACUGACUGGAGUGCUGUGAACCCUAGAAUUGGCUCAUUUAGAAGAGUUCACCAUCUUUUUUAA
Messenger RNA from Bombina bombina (fire-bellied toad), 528 nucleotides. RefSeq names its product gamma-crystallin-3-like. The transcript is spliced from 3 exons. Gene Ontology annotation, biological process: lens development in camera-type eye; visual perception. Lineage: Eukaryota; Metazoa; Chordata; Amphibia; Anura; Bombinatoridae. The coding region runs from base 1 to 528 and encodes 175 amino acids. The record is from RefSeq and is a predicted model, not a curated record. Gene Ontology annotation, molecular function: structural constituent of eye lens.